Messenger RNA from Colletotrichum destructivum, 1872 nucleotides. RefSeq names its product Putative FAD/NAD(P)-binding domain superfamily. The record is from RefSeq and is a predicted model, not a curated record. Bases 388 to 1872 code for a protein of 494 amino acids. NCBI's taxonomy places the organism in Eukaryota, Fungi, Ascomycota, Sordariomycetes, Glomerellales, Glomerellaceae. The transcript has a single exon.
CUUUGAUAGCAUGUUGAUGGUUCAUGUGCGGUAGGUGCGCCGCGGACUGCGAGACAGACCGAGUCCGAGUUUUUCGCGCGUUCGACGAGACGACUUGGUUUCGGGGUUUCAUCCCAACUUUGCCAGGCGACCUCGGCCAGCUCGUUUGGUGGGAUCUGCGUCCGGUAACUCACGCGCGAGUUUUCCUCGCCACGUUUCCACUACUCGUUGAAUUUGAGCUGGACGUUGCGAGGGCGGGUGAGUCGACAUGCAGUGUGCUGGUGUGAUAGGGAUCGUUCAUAUAAGGUCCCCCAGUUUCCCUCGCUUCCCUCUGAAAGUUCGUGGACAUCUCAAUUCACUCAACAUCCCUUUCUCUCACAUUUCUUUUACGCUUUCUCUCUGAUCACCAUGGGCUCCAUCUCACACGCGGAUCCGUCGUCGGACAUUGACGAAACCUACGACUACAUCAUCGUCGGCGCUGGCAUCUCCGGCAUCAACACGGCAUACUACCUCCAGGCACAUGGGCCUCCCGAUGCCACAUACGCAAUACUAGAAGGGCGCGCCCGCAUGGGAGGCACGUGGGACCUCUUCCGCUACCCGGGAAUCCGGUCGGACUCCGACAUCUACACCUUUGGCUUCUCUUGGAAUCCGUGGAAGGGCGAGAACCCGCUCGCCGAAGGGGCCGACAUCUGUUCGUACCUGGAAGAGUCGGCGACGAUGCACGGGAUCGACAGACACAUCAGGUACCACCACCAGGUGACCUCCGCCGACUGGACAUCGGCCCGCUCCUCGUGGGUGCUGAAGGUCGCCGACGCCGGCGGCGAGAAGGUCAAGACGAUCGCGGCGCGCUUCGUCGUCCUGGGCACGGGGUACUACGACUACGAUCAGCCCCUGGCUGCUGAGAUUCCCGGCAUCCAGGACUUCCAGGGCCGCGUCGUCCACCCGCAGUUCUGGCCCGAGGACCUGGACUACCGCGACAAGAAGGUCGUCAUCAUCGGCAGCGGCGCCACCGCGGUGACGCUGCUGCCCAACAUCGCCACAGACGCCCAGCGCGUCACGAUGCUGCAGAGGAGCCCGACGUACAUCGUCGGCAUGCCGCCCAGCAAGGGGCGCUUGACGCGGCUCCUGGUCUCCGUCCUGCCGAGGAGCGUCUCGGGCCGCUUGCUCCGCGUGCAGUACUUCCUCAUGUCCUUCCUCCUCUACCAUUUUUGCCAAUGGUUCCCCACUUUGGCCCGCCGGUUCCUGCUCGGCGCCGCGCAGAAGCAGCUGCCGCCGGACAUCCCCCUCGACCCGCACUUCAAGCCGAGGUACAACCCCUGGGACCAGCGGCUCUGCGCCUGUCCCGACUGGGACUUCUUCGCGGCGCUGCGGUCGGGGCGGGCCGACGUCGUGACGGAUGUCAUCGACAAGGUGACGGGCUCGGAGAUCGUCCUGAAGAGCGGGGCGGUGCUGAGGCCCGAUAUCAUCGUCACGGCCACGGGGCUGAGGAUCCGCUUCGCCGGGUCCAUCGCGCUAUCCGUCGACGGCGCGCCCGUGGACAUCACUGAGAAGUUCGCCUUCAAGGGCUGCAUGCUGCAGGACGUUCCCAACAUGGCGUUCAUUUUGGGGUACUCCAACUCCUCGUGGACCUUGGGCGCCGAGGCGACCGGCUCGUACCUUGUCCGGCUGUGGCGAAGUAUGGACAACCAGGUAGUCGAGUCAGUGACGCCUCGGCUGGAUGACUAUUCCAUGAAGCCGCGGCCAGUGGUGAGUCUAAAGUCGACCUACCUUCGAAACGCGCGCAAAGUGUUGCCCAAAGCCGGGACGGGUCUGUGGGCGCCGAGGACGAACUAUCUCGUGGACCUGUGGACGGCAACAGUGAGAGAUGUCUUCAGUGGGAUGCAGGUCCGGUAA